GGCAGUGAAAACACGCGCUCGCGCGUAGGAUUUAAGCUUAUCUCUCAACAGUCGACACUGAGAGUCCCGCACCUUUGCUUCUGGAAGACAUUUCGUCCUUUCACCAUCACCUCCUCCAUUUCCACUCCAACUCAACUGAUUUUUUUUUCCCUCCUGGUGGAUGGUCUCUCUCAGCGAAAAAGCACGGUCCUUUUUGCUAACUUACGCUGGGAUCACUCUACGCACACUCCACAACCACGCCUCUGCAAUGAGGCUCCGAUCGUCUACGACUCUCGCUCUGCUUCUUCUUCUUCUCUGCUCUUUCGUCGCUGUUCCUACCGGGUCCGCCGAUUCCAACGAGUCGAACUCGGUGGCCGUGGCGGCCAAUGCCGAGUUAAUUAACUCGUCGCGCGGGAGAUCCACCGAGGAGGACAGCUUCGCCGACAUGAUUGAUCGGGCUCUGGAGCGGGAGUUCCCUGAGAAUGAGCGAAAUCAAGCCACGGAUGAUGGUGGCUUCAAUAAUAGCGUUAAUGAACAGCAGGCAGUUCUGGAAACCGUUGCUAGAGUUAAGUCCAAGAAAAAUGACAGCAAGGAGGAGAAGUCAUUUCAGUUUCAGGAUGUUUUCCAUCUGGAUAAUGAGAAUGGAGAAGAAGAUAUGCCAACUUUAAUAGAUCGGAAGGACAAUGUCUUUAUUAUGUCUAAUCGCAAGUCAAAAUAUCCUGUGCUGCAAUUGGACUUGAGAUUGAUUUCGGAUCUGGUAGUUGUCAUUGUCUCUGCAACUUGUGGUGGGAUUGCCUUUGCCUGUGCUGGACAACCAGUUAUUACUGGAUAUUUGCUAGCAGGAUCUGUCAUCGGACCUGGAGGCUUAAGUUUUGUCAGUGAAAUGGUGCAAGUUGAGACAGUGGCUCAGUUUGGGGUGAUCUUUCUUCUUUUUGCUUUGGGCUUGGAAUUCUCGGCUACUAAGCUUCGGGUUGUUCGUAUAGUGGCUGUUCUGGGAGGUCUACUGCAAAUUUUCCUGUUUAUGUGCUUGUGUGGAAUAACAGCCUCAUUAUGCGGUGGGAGACCUUCUGAAGGGGUAUUCGUUGGUGCAUUUCUUUCUAUGUCUUCAACAGCAGUGGUUUUGAAAUUCUUGAUGGAAAGAAAUAGUAUUGGUGCUCUUCAUGGUCAAGUUGUGGUUGGCACUCUUAUACUGCAGGACUGUGCUGUGGGUUUGCUAUUUGCUCUGCUUCCAGUUCUAGGUGGGAGUUCUGGUAUUCUUCAAGGAGUAAUAUCCAUGACUAAAUCGUUGGUGGUGUUGCUUAUAUUUUUGGCCACCUUGUCCAUAUUAUCGCGUACUUGUGUACCAUGGUUCCUUAAGCUUAUGAUAAGCCUAUCUUCUCAGACUAAUGAACUCUAUCAAUUGGCAUCGGUGGCAUUCUGCUUACUUGUCGCUUGGUGUAGUGAUAAGCUGGGUUUAAGCCUUGAACUGGGUUCCUUUGCGGCUGGAGUGAUGAUAUCAACAACUGAUCUUGGUCAGCAUACACUAGAACAAGUUGAGCCCAUUCGUAAUUUCUUUGCUGCUCUUUUUCUCGCCAGCAUUGGGAUGUUAAUACAUGUUCAUUUCCUUUGGAAUCAUGUUGAUAUUUUAUUAGCAGCUGUUAUAUUGGUCAUCAUUAUAAAAACUAUAGUAGUUGCCAGUGUGGUCAAGGGAUUUGGCUACAAUAACAAGACUUGCCUUCUUGUUGGGAUGUCUCUUGCACAAAUUGGAGAAUUUUCUUUUGUUCUUCUGAGCCGUGCUUCUAAUCUUCAUCUGGUUGAGGGUAAAUUAUAUCUGUUGCUUCUAGGCACAACAGCCCUCAGUCUGGUCACUACGCCAUUGCUUUUCAAGAUGAUUCCUGCUGUUGUUCAUCUUGGCGUGUUGUUGCGGUGGUUUUCCCCUGAUAACCCAACUGUGAUUGGAUUUAAAGGAGAAAGCUAUCGCUCAGACAGUGCUAAGCGUAUUGCUAUGAUGGUCCAAGGCUCUCAUGAUUCAUGACAUUAAACAAAGCAUGAACCAGAAAAAUGCAAUUUUUAGCCUUUACCUUAUGGGGUUGUUAUACUCUGGAGGAGAGGUAUUUAAGAGUGCAAAGGAGGUCGACUGGUUGAAAAGUUUCUAAACUGUAAAGCUCCUCAAAUUGUUGCCUACUUUCCAUGCAUCUGAAUGAUUAAGAAAAUAGUGAAUCCUAAUGCCAAUUGCGACCGAGAAAAACAGAGCACGCUGGAGAUACCGAGCCAGAAAAUUUUGUUCUUUGUGAAAUAGUGUCCAUUUUGUAAUGUAAAUCAUUUCCUCUCCCU
Messenger RNA from Prunus dulcis (almond), 2292 nucleotides. RefSeq names its product K(+) efflux antiporter 4-like. Gene Ontology annotation, biological process: proton transmembrane transport; potassium ion transmembrane transport. The transcript is spliced from 20 exons. Gene Ontology annotation, molecular function: potassium:proton antiporter activity. The record is from RefSeq and is a predicted model, not a curated record. Gene Ontology annotation, cellular component: membrane. NCBI's taxonomy places the organism in Eukaryota, Viridiplantae, Streptophyta, Magnoliopsida, Rosales, Rosaceae. The coding region runs from base 161 to 1993 and encodes 610 amino acids.